AUGUUUGAUCGGAGAUGGUGGUCUUUCGCUGGCACAACAUCUCGGACGCUGCGAACCGGAUCUCGAUGGAGACAUAAAAGGACGGUGACUUUGGCCAGCUCGACGAUGGAGGAUGUGGCGGUGGAGAUUGUUGAAAUCGUGGUUGAGAAGAAAGAUCUGGGAGCCGUACUUGGGGAGGCGGAGUCGGAGUCGGAUCUGGUGGAACCGGUGGUCCGAGAGGCUGAUGAAGGUUCGACUUCGCCGUAG
Arabis nemorensis is the source of this 246-nucleotide messenger RNA. NCBI's taxonomy places the organism in Eukaryota, Viridiplantae, Streptophyta, Magnoliopsida, Brassicales, Brassicaceae. The record is from the annotation of a GenBank genome assembly.